UCAUCACAUUUCUUACACACACACACACACACAUACUCUCACGCACUUCAAGCCGCGUAUGCCGGUGCUGUAGAGCAGGUUCUUACUUACUUGUCGUUAACAGACGAAUGAACGCUGUUCUACAUAGCCUUUCAUUUCAGUUCAGUUUUUGAAAAGAAUUUUUGCACGGAAUAAGAGACAUUAUGUCCAGACAGCUCACAAUGAAUCCAGCUUUCCUACCUCCGCAAACUAACGGCGUUUUGAAGGCGCUCCUGGAAAAACCUCUGAAACUACCUUUGCACCAAGAUGAAGGCUACGGGAAGGAGAGAGAGAAGGUGAAAAAGCUGGAAGAUGAAGGAAACGCUCCUCAAUCAGCUUUCUUAGGGCCAACGCUUUGGGAUAAAACAUUGUCUUAUGAUGGAGACAACUUUCAGUUGGAGUAUAUGGACCUUGAGGAGUUUCUCUCUGAAAAUGGCAUCCCCUCUAGUCCCGCACAACACGACCAAAGCCUCCAUCACCAGCAGCAGCAACAACAGCAGCAGCAGCAGCAGCAAGCUUCAAUGCCUCAGGGCCCCAUCUCAGUCAUGGACCUCAGCAGCCGGGCCAUCACCUCCAUCCAUACGGGCAUGGUUCCUCAGAACUGCCUCCACAGCCCGGGCAGAACACCAGUUUUGCCUACAUCACGUAACACGCCAAGUCCAGUAGACCCAGAGGCCAUUCAGAUACCAGUGAGCUACGAGCCCGAUCCGGCAGACCUCGCUCUAUCCAGCGUGCCGGGCCAGGAGGUUUUCGACCCACGCAAGCGCAAAUUCUCCGAAGAGGAGUUAAAACCUCAGCCUAUGAUCAAGAAAGCACGCAAAAUCUUCAUUCCUGAUGAUUUGAAGCAGGAUGAAAAAUACUGGGCACGGCGAAGAAAGAACAACAUGGCUGCCAAGAGGUCACGGGACGCCCGGCGCCUAAAGGAGAAUCAGAUUGCCAUCCGGGCUGGUUUCCUGGAGAAAGAAAACGCGGCUCUCCGACAGGAAGUUGCCGAGCUACGAAGAGAGCUGGGGCGGUGUAAAAACGUCUUAACCAAGUACGAAGCUCAACACGGCCCACUGUGAGACCACCCGGGUGCUCCUCAACAUCCCCCUUGAAAUUCGAAGGACAAUACUCUUGGGUUAAAGUCCGCUGGGCCUGUUUUCCAGCCAGCCUCACCUCAGUCUGUUCUUGGCACCUUAGAAGGCAGAAACGUUUCAUUGUGAGAUUUCAGACGUGUUUUUAGAGAUCUACCCACUCUUUUUCUCUAUUUGUUAUUGCAAACAAAGCCGUUGUUUGCGGAUCGUGUUACUUUUACUUUUACUGUGUCGUAGCAUUUGUCCACAAACGUUUUACGCCUUGAUUUGUCAAAUCUGAGCUAGUGAAUCUGCUGUUCACCCAUUGUGUAUGAGAGGGGUACGUGUGCAUAGCUGCUUCAGGCUGCAGAAUAAAGACAUUAUUCUCACAGACAGAACAGAAUGUAGCAAGAUUUGAGAGUUUGAAUUCAUACAAUCUAUAUUUACUAAAUAUCUGUAUUAGAAAACAGACAAUCGAGUUGCUUAUGUUCCAAAGUGUAAUGAAAUGGAGCCACGUGGAGCGUGAUUAAAAUUGGCUGUUAUUUUAUUAUAAAGCAUUAGUUGUUUGUUUGGUGUGGUUAAAGGGUUACUCCACCCCAAAAUGAAAGUUUUGUCAUUAAUCACUUACCCUCAUGUCGUUCCAAACCCGUAAAAGCUUCGCUCGUCUUCAAAAACAAUUUAAGAUAUUUGGGAUGAAAACCGGGAGGUUUGUGACUGUCCAAUUGAUUGCCAAGUAACGUUAAAUAACACUAUCGAGGCCCAGAAAAGUAUGAAAGCGUCGUCAAAAUAGUCCAUCUGCCAUUAGUGGUUUAACCAUAAUUUUACGAACAUACGAGAAUACUUUUUGUACGCAAAGAAAACAAAAAUAACGACUUUAUUCAACAAUUCGUCUCCUCCGUGUCACCGUAGCGUCAUUUUGGAGAGUAUCCGUUGGACGCAAAAAGUAGCUUCGUAAACUUAUGGUUGAAC
Molecule: messenger RNA, 2042 nt
Organism: Labeo rohita (rohu)
Lineage: Eukaryota; Metazoa; Chordata; Actinopteri; Cypriniformes; Cyprinidae
Gene: hlfb
Product: HLF transcription factor, PAR bZIP family member b
Exons: 4
Coding region: 183-1082 (299 amino acids)
Biological process (GO): regulation of transcription by RNA polymerase II
Cellular component (GO): nucleus
Molecular function (GO): RNA polymerase II cis-regulatory region sequence-specific DNA binding; DNA-binding transcription factor activity, RNA polymerase II-specific
Source: RefSeq, a predicted model, not a curated record